UAUAUAUUUUAUAUUAAUUUUUUUUAUAAAUUUUUAUUACAGCUUCAAAAAUUUGGUAAAGCUCCUACCGUGGUUGAUAAAUAUAAAAAAGGCUAUAUGCGUAUCGACCCAUUGAUGUCAUUCGUGGAAUCCGGGUCAUCCACGGAGGAGGGUGAGAGGGCAGAACCAUAUACUGGGAUUGGAACUCCUGAACAGCGUGCUAUUGCGGAAGACUUGGAAAGAGUAUACGAAGAGUGUAUUAAUGAUGGAAAAGAUCAAAGUACGGCCGACUCAAUAGCUUGUGAAAGAGUGUUGGGUAAGACAAAAGUACUUGAGAUUCAAAGCUCAACCACUGAGAUUCAAAGCUCAACCACUAAGAAAGUUGCAACAUCAAGAUUUUCUUCUGUUGGAAAUGAAGAGUUGGAGACUAAAGUCGAGCUCUUAGAAGGAGAAUUGCAAAAAUCGCGAGAUGACGAGCUCACUUAA
Messenger RNA from Erythranthe guttata (spotted monkey flower), 465 nucleotides. NCBI's taxonomy places the organism in Eukaryota, Viridiplantae, Streptophyta, Magnoliopsida, Lamiales, Phrymaceae. The record is from RefSeq and is a predicted model, not a curated record.